AUGGCUCACAUCAAGAUGAUCAUCGCGCUCGCCUGUCUGGCUGUCGCACGUGCCCAGUAUGGUGGUCAGUCAUCUGGCGUGUAUGGUGGUCAGUCAUCUGGCGUGUAUGGUGGUCAGUCAUCUGGCUUGUAUGAUGGUCAGUCGUCUAACGUGUAUGGUGGUCAGUCAUCUGGCUUGUAUGGUGGUCAGUCAUCUGGCGUGUAUGACGGUCAGUCAUCUGGCGUGUAUGGUGGUCAGCCAUCUGGCGUGUAUGGUGGUCAGUCAUCUGGCGUGUAUAGUGGUCAGUCAUCUGGCGUGUAUGGUGGUCAGUCAUCUGGCGUGUAUGGUGGUCAGUCAUCUGGCUUGUAUGGUGGUCAGUCAUCUGGCGUGUAUGACGGUCAGUCAUCUGGCGUGUAUGGUGGUCAGCCAUCUGGCGUGUAUGGUGGUCAGUCAUCUGGCGUGUAUAGUGGUCAGUCAUCUGGCGUGUAUGGUGGUCAGUCAUCUGGCGUGUAUGGUGGUCAGUCAUCUGGCGUGUAUGGUGGUCAGCCAUCUGGCAUUUAUGGUGGUCAGCCAUCUGGAGUGUAUGGCGGUCAGGCCUAUGGCAGCUAUCCCAGUUCUAAUAGUUAUGACAACAGCAACCAAUACCUAACUGGUCAGUACUUCAACCCCAGACCGUCGUAUGUGUCCAACUCCUAUGGUUCGUCUAACUACAACAACUACAACACACCAUCAAGCUACGGGGGAAGCUACGCUAUAAAUUACCCAUCCCUCUUGGUGCCGAGUUACAGCUCCCAAUAUAGCUCAUCUGGCCAACAGUCAUAUACCUCAAGAUUCGUCAGCCAACCAUCUUACACCCCAAGCUCUUUCAACCAGCCAUCUUACAUCUCAAGCUCUGUCAGCCAGCCAUAUUACACCUCAAGAUUUGUUAGCCAACCAGCCUACACCCCAAGCCCAUCUAGCCAACCAUCCCCAAACCCAGCUAGCCAACCAUUUCCAAGCCCAGCUAACCAACCAUCUCCAAGCUCUGCCAACCAAACAUCCUACACCCCAAGCACCACUAGCCAACCAUCCACAAACACCACUAGCCAACCAUCUACAAACACCACUAGCCAACCACCAACAAACACCACUAGCCAGCCAUCCACAAACACCACUAGCCAACCAUCUCCAAACACCCCUAGCCAACCAUCCUACAAACAAAGCGGAUCAAGCUCCCCAUCCCAACCCCAGUACAACCCCUCCAACCCGACCAAGCCCAGCCAGUCUUCCUACGGCAGCCAACCCCCAGCCAACCAACCAACCAGCUACUACCAGACGGCUUAUGGUAACAAAUACCAUGUUGCUGGAGUUUGUAAGUACACAUUACAUUUGAUCUUUAUUCAACUAGCCAUGUUUAGAAUUACAGUAUGA
Messenger RNA from Physella acuta, 1389 nucleotides. RefSeq names its product DNA-directed RNA polymerase II subunit RPB1-like. NCBI's taxonomy places the organism in Eukaryota, Metazoa, Mollusca, Gastropoda, Physidae. The record is from RefSeq and is a predicted model, not a curated record.